AUGAAUCCUUUGAAAUGCGCAUUUGGAGUCACUUUUGGCAAGUUUCUCGAUUUCAUCGUUCAUCAGCGAGGAAUAGAGGUCGAUCGAUCUAAAAUUGAUGCCAUUGUGAACAUGCAUGAACCGCGAAAUAUUCAUGAAUUGAAGAGUUUUCAAGGGAAGUUGGCUUAUAUCCGCAGGUUUAUCUCUAAUUUGGCCGGACGAUGCCAACCCUUCAGUCGACUGAUGAAGAAAGGGGUGCCCUUCGAGUGGGAUGAAUCGUGUAGGAAUGCUUUUACAAGCAUAAAAAUGUAUCUCAUGAAUCCCCCAGUAUUGGCUGCACCCAUCCCAGGAAAACUAUUGAUUCUCUAUAUUUCCGCUCAAGAACGAUCGGUUGGGGCCUUACUUGCUCAAGAAAAUGAUGAAGGUAAGGAGAAUGCGCUGUAUUACUUGAGUCGGAUGAUGACACCUAAUGAGCUGAAUUACUCACCCAUCGAGAAGUUGUGCUUGGCACUUAUAUUUGUCAUUCAGAAGCUAAAACAUUAUUUCCAAGCACACACUAUUCGACUCAUAUCUAAGUCUAAUCCCAUUAAAUAUGUGAUGGCAAAACCUGUACUGUCUGAUCGGCUCGCGAGAUGGUACCUCCAGUUUCAACAAUUCGAAAUUAUUUAUGUACCUGCGAAGGCAGUCAAAGGACAAAUAUUGGCAGACUUUUUAGCUGAUCAUCUCAUACCUGCCGAAUGGGAGUUGACUGAUGAACUCCCCAAUGAAGAAGUGUUUAUGGUCGAAUUCCCGUGGUCAAUGUAUUUCGAUGGAGCUGCUCAUCGUGAUGGAGCUGGUGCGGGAGUUGUCUUUUAUACUCCUGAAGCAGAUGUAUUGCCGUACUCCUUCACUUUAACACGCCGAUGUUCAAACAAUGUGGCCGAAUAUCAGGCGUUGAUUCUUGGUCUUGAAACGGCUGUAGACAUGAAGCAGUUGCAUCUUAGAGUCUAUGGUGGUUCAAAAUUGGUGGUAAAUCAACUUCUUGGUAUUUAUGAUGACAAGAAACCUGAAUUGAUCCCAUAUUAUAAGUAUGCAAAACAACUCAUGGGAUAUUUGGAUAGUGUCACUAUAGAACAUAUCCCUAGAAAUUUCAACCAACAAGCUGACUCUUUGGCAAGAGUGGCGUCCAUGAUCACUUUACCUUCUCAUCGAAAUCAAAUUUCAAUAUGUCAAAAUUGGGUCAUACCUCCGAUGUUUGAUGAAGAAGAUGAUGGUGAGGGAGAAAAUAUUUAUCAUAUUUUUGUCCAUGAGAUCGAAAAGGAGGAUUGGCGUCACCUCAUCGUUGAUUACCUUAAUCAUGGAAAGUUACCAGAAGAUCCUAAGAAAAGGGUUGAUAUACGUCGUCGAGCGCCACGUUUCAUUUACUACAAAGGGACGCUUUACCGGAGAUCAUUCUAUGGGGUGUUUCUACGAUGUCUUGGAGAAGAUGAGGCCAUGCAAGCAAUGGAGGAGGCUCACUCUGGGAUAUGUGGUGCUCACCAAUCUGGCCCGAAAUUACACUUUCGCAUUAAAAGAAUGAGAUACUACUGGCCAACAAUGGUGAAGGACUGCAUUGACUUUGCUAGAAGAUGUCAAGCUUCUGUUUUUCCACUUGAGUGUCAAAUACCUUCGCUAAGAAUUGCGAUUCAAGAAGGGCUCAGUGAAGAAGAUAAUGUUCGUCUUCGCCUUGAAGAGUUAGAAGCACUCAACGAAAAGAGAUUGGAAACUCAGCAACGGAUUGAGUGCUAUCAGGCUCGCCUUUCAAAAGCAUUCAAUAAGCACGUCCGACCUCGCUCUUUUCAAAUUGGAGAUUUAGUACUCGCUGUUCGGAGACCGAUCAUUCUCACUCAUGGAGGACAAAGAAAGUUUACCGCUAAGUGGGAUGGUCCAUAUAUCGUUCGAGAAGUAUAUACAAAUGGCUCAUACAAUUUGGUUGCUGAAGAUGGAUUAAGGGUUGGCCCCAUCAAUGGCAAGUACCUAAAAAGGUACUAUGCGUAA
This is a messenger RNA of Coffea arabica (coffee), 1995 nucleotides long. RefSeq lists its product as uncharacterized. Gene Ontology annotation, molecular function: RNA-DNA hybrid ribonuclease activity; nucleic acid binding. The record is from RefSeq and is a predicted model, not a curated record. NCBI's taxonomy places the organism in Eukaryota, Viridiplantae, Streptophyta, Magnoliopsida, Gentianales, Rubiaceae.